Conger conger (European conger) is the source of this 5094-nucleotide messenger RNA. RefSeq names its product proline and serine rich 1 (gene proser1). The record is from RefSeq and is a predicted model, not a curated record. The transcript has 12 exons. NCBI's taxonomy places the organism in Eukaryota, Metazoa, Chordata, Actinopteri, Anguilliformes, Congridae. The coding region runs from base 786 to 3197 and encodes 803 amino acids.
CAAAUCGCAAUGGUAUAUCCUGUUAAAAACUAUCAAUAACACUUUGAAUAAGCAACCCCCAUCAGGAAGAAAUACAAGCAAAAAAAGUCGUCGCAUCAGGCAUCAUAGCAAAUGGGUCCUAACAAAGGAAGCAACCGCAAGUACACGGGGUCUUGAAUUUAGAUUAUAUUACAUAUUUUGUAGAAUGAUUAGAUGCUAUUAUUUUAAUAGAUUGUCUGUACUAUCAAGUGGAAUAGGGUCAUCGGAGGGGAAUUAAUUCAAGUUUAGAAUUUCGAACAGCUUUCUCAGUGUAACGUGUUAUUGUCAUUGAUUAGUUGCAAAUUAUUGAUCGCUAGCUAGCUAGUUUUACUGGUUCUGCCAGUCUCAAUGUAGACUAUUCUGUUGUUUGGUGGCACAAAUAGUUUGGUAUUAACUUGCUGGUGCUCGCUAGCAAGCCAGCACCAGUUAUGAUACCUGAUGCUUUUCAAUAUUUAUCAAAGUAGAUUAGCUAUCUACCUAGCUGGCUACAGUAGCAAGCUACUGUAAUUUAGCUGGCUAGUUAUACAUAACAUUUAGCUGUGUAGCAAGCUAGCUAUUCAGUUUUGUUGUAAGAUGGUUUAUAUAAAUAGCUAAUCGUGUUUACAAUUUAUUUGUAUAGUUUUAUUUUUACAUGGAACGUGUGUAAUUGGGUAGGUGGCCAGCUAACGUGCAUACAAGCCUGCUAGAGGCGGCUAUCUAAUAUCAGACGAAACACUAAAAUCGACCAGUUGUUCGUAUAGAUUAAAUAGUUAGAUUUAUAUUUCAAGAUGGAUAAAAAGGCCUUUGACAUCGUAUUGGACGAAAUACGCAAGUGCGUGCUAACCGAUCAAAGGAUUAAGGCAAUAGAGCACGUGCACGGGUAUUUCUCCAGUGAGCAGGUGACUGAGAUGCUUAAGUACUUUUCCUGGGCAGAGCCACAGAUAAAAGCAGUGAAAGCUAUGCAACAUAAAAUGGUGGCCAUGCCUACAACCAAAGUGGCCAAUAUCCUGAACUGUUUCACAUUUUCAAAGGAUAAGCUCAUUGUUCUGGAGCUGAUAGCGCUGAAUAUCUCUGAUGCCCACAAUUACCGGCCAGUUGAAGACCUUUUCCGCAUUCAUGCAUCUGAGAAGAAGCGGUGCAGGAGGAUCUUGGAACAGGUUUGCAAGGUGGGCUGCAAGGCUCCGGUGGCAAUGGUGUCGUCCUGUGGGAUGAUCCCCGGGAACCCUUAUCCCAAGGGCAAGCCCAGCCAGGUCGCCGGAACAUUCCCUGGGAUUCCGGCCAAAAAGGACGGAGAGGAGGCUAACGCUGAGGGAAAAGGGAUCGCCGCUAGGAUCAUCGGCCCCUUCAAGCCGUCUCCUUCGACGUACAACCCCCACAGGCCUGUGCCCUACCCCAUCCCCCCCUGCAGACCCCAUGCCACCAUCGCACCCAGUGCGUACAACAGCGCGGGCUUGGUGUCAGUCGGCGGGGUCAUCACCGCCAACGUGCCCCCUCCUCCCUACAGCGCCACGCUGAACCCAGCAGCUUUCUCCCGUCCAGCUAGCCAACAGAACCACGCCUCCAUCGCAACGCCCACCAUGUCCCCCCACGGCUCCAACCCCUCCACCCCGUCCACCCCCGUCCCCUCCCACCCCUCCUCCACCCAGCCCCCUCCGACCACCCCCAUCACCCCCGUCUUCCCCGGCCUGGUUCCCUCCCAGAACCUGGGGGCCGCCACCUCCCCAUCCGUCAUCAAAGGUCCACCCGCCACCAUCGCCCAAACCUCCAGCGGGCACUCCACCCCCAUCCCCCAGCAGUACGCAGGGCUGCCCCCUUCCGUCACCCCCACGCCCUCCGUCAUCAAGUCCCACACCCCGUCCGGGACUCCCUGUGGGACCCCCGUCCCCAGCGGAGGCUACUCCCCGUCUCCUUACGCCAGCCUGUCACGCUCGGGAACCCCCACCGCCCUCCCCAGGAGCGCCGCCGACCCUUCGGCGGGGCUGCCCGCCCACAAGGGCUACCCUGACCCCCAGACGGGCUCCCCUUACCCCGGGCUGCCCCCUCCCGCCGCCUCGCCCGUCCAGUCGGUCAUCCGCAGCUACACCCCCUCCGGCCCCCCGCCCUUAACCCCGGGCCACUCCGCUCCCGGGCUUCCAGCUUUCGCCGGCGCCUCCGCCCAGAGCCCCAAACCCUCCGCCCUGGCCUCCCAGGCUCAGAUGGCGACCAGCGGGGCUUUCUACGGCGAGCAGGCCCUGUCGCGGCACGGGAGCGGCAGCAACAGCCCCGUGCCGUCGGCCUUCAAGGGCCCCUCCCGCUCGGGGACGCCCUCGCUGAGCUCCCUGGUCAUCCCAAACUCCGCCGCCCUGGUGCGCUCCCUGGGCCUGGGCCACUCCACGGGGUCCCCCCAGGCCUCGCUCCCCAGCCCGGCCGCCAUGGCGGGGCUCCACGGCCUGUCGGCCGCCCUGGGGCCCCAGGGCACGGGCAGUCCCUCCCCGCACCCCUUCCCCGGCCUGGGGGCCUUCCCCUCCCUGUCCUCGGCCUCCCCGUUCCCCGGGGUGCCGGUGUCCUCGGUCUCCUGCGCCGUCUCCUCCGCCGCCCCGCCGUCCUCCGUCUACGCCGGGCUGCCCCACGCCGUCACCCCCUCCCAGUCCCCCUUCGGCCUGGGCCUCACCACCACGCACAGCCUGUUUCCCCCCGGCCUGCCCCCCGGGGCCAGCGCCGCGUUCCCCGGCUUCGGGGGCUCCGGUAGCCCCGCGGCCGGGAGCCCCGUGCUGUCGUCUCUGAUGGGGCUCCAGGGGGCCUCGUCCUCCGUGGCCACCGUGGCCCCCCUCCAGGCGGCGGCUGUGGCGGCGGCCACUGCUGGGGUCCCCUCCUCAGCCCCGGUGCUGCCCGGGUUCGCCUCCGCCUUCAGCUCCAACUUCAACCCCGCUCUGGUGGCGCAGGCUGGGUUAACUGGCGGUCUCCAGCCUCCGGGGGGCGCAGCAUUCCCAGGACUGCUGUCUUUUCCUGCUAUGGCAGGCUUCUCCCCUGCCGGCGCCUCACCCGCCGCCCUGUCCGGGCUGCACAACCCUGCCAUGCAGUCCGCCCUGCUACAGGCUCACUCUGCCUCCGCCCUGGAGAACUACCCACCUCAGCCCAACGGUUUUACCAAUUACCCUCCCGCCCCAGGCGCCCCCUUCAGCCUGCAGCCAGGACUACACCCCCAGCUCGGCUGGCAGUGACCCGACCGCUGCUCCGCCUUCUGACGCAUCAAACAGCCACAACUCCACCUUCAGACGCAUCAAACAGCCACAACUCCACCUUCAGACGCAUCAAACAGCCACAACUCCACCUUCAGACCCAUCAAACCGCCACAACUCCACCUUCAGACGCAUCAAACAGCCACAACUCCACCUUCAGACGCAUCAAACAGCCACAACUCCACCUUCAGACGCAUCAAACAGCCACAACUCCACCUUCAGACGCAUCAAACAGCCACAACUCCACCUUCAGACGCAUCAAACAGCCACAACUCCACCUUCAGACGCAUCAAACAACCGUUUGUUCAGCGCCCUGUCCACUCCCUGGUCGGUGCAGCCUGAGAAUGGCCUUUUGAACCUGGCCAGAGAAACCAGCCUUUUCUGUCUCUAGCAGCAUUGGAGGUUGUUUUAAUCACGAUAGCAGGUCCAAGCAGAUAGAUUUUUUUUUUUUUUUUUUCUUAAACAUGCUUUUUGCGGUACACAAUGACGAAAGCGGAUAUGUUCUUGUAACCCAGUCUGGUGUUGGGAUUGACCAAAAACGCAGCGAUGAGAGAACUGAAUGAAACCGAAGCAGAACUGAAUUGCGGGAGUCCCCACUUUGAUGGGGUUCUACAGUGCAUGUCAGUUAUGCAUUGGUAAUGCAUAGGUCGAGUAAACAUCAAAAAGCUGUGACUGUGCAUGGGCAUAUUGAUACAGAAUACGUAAAACACAGGAAACGCAUACCUAGUACCUGAGCCUCUGGGUUUAUACUGGCAGUGGUUUAUGGCGUAUAUACAUAGUUUGCAAUUUGAUAUGGGUGCUACAGUACUGUGUGUGUGAAACGAGAGGAGAUUCAGUGCAUUGUAAUUCCAUACAUUGCAAUUCGAAGCCACCUAUAUAAGCAGAAAAAUGCAAUUGAUAUGCAAUAUGUUGCCAUCCUAAAUUGUGAAGAACAAGUUGUAGGUGUGAAAUACUGUCUUCACGAGUUGACUUAUUAAAAAUAUAAAUGAAAUGCAACCACUAUUUCUAUUUGGUAAAAAGAUAAACUGUGUUGUCCAUUUGACCCAAUUUGUUAUUGGUAGUUAUAUUUGUCUUAUUGCUUGGAACAUCAUUUCAGACAUUGUAACAAUUCAUAUUAAUGGCAACAAUUAAUAUUUUGCUUUCAAAAUUCUGUGCAGACAACAGUUUAUAUGUUAGUAUUAUACUGAAAAGAUCAUUAGGACAUUUUAAGGAUGCAUCAAGGCAAUACUAUAUUUGAGUAUUUUUUUAUUGAAGUAGUUUCCCAGGCCACAAUGUCUUGAAGAUGAAAUAGUUGAUGUAUUUUUUUCAUGAUUUUCUUCCUGACGUCACAGUCAAUUUGGUUAUUAUAGUACUGUAUGCUGUGUUUUGAAACUUUUAUUUGAAGUUUCAGACUUAUUUUGACUUCUACUGCGUGUACAAAGAAAAUAUUAGAAUGAGCUUCAGAUGGCUUGACUUAAAUAUGUAUGCAUUCAGGAAUAAUCAGGUAAAUCCACAAUUUAUCCAAUGUUUCAACAGUGUGCGUGUUUCAGUGACUGUGGGCUACUGAAUGAAAUACAUUUUAACCUCAGUUAGAAACAGUUUUUUUUUUAAUGUGUAGAAUUGUUUAACGGAAAGAAAAAGCUACGUAGACUUGAAUUAUUUGAAGCAUGGAACAUUAUACUGUAAACUGCUUUGAUGUUUUUUUUUUUGUUUUUUUUUCUAUUCUCACCUUUGUAUUGCAAAAUGAAAUAGACAAAGGCAGUUAUACAAUUCACAUGCAAAUUCAGUUUACACUGAACUGGUUUUUAAUGCAUUUUUAACUUGACUAUCAUGAAAAUCAUGCAGAUUCAAGGGUUCUGUCGAUUAACUUGUUAGUAUCACAAAUUAAACCUUUUUUUUU